Messenger RNA from Cotesia congregata, 1215 nucleotides. The record is from the annotation of a GenBank genome assembly. Lineage: Eukaryota; Metazoa; Arthropoda; Insecta; Hymenoptera; Braconidae.
GUUAAAAGAACAUGUUUGUCAAUUUACGACCGAUGUAAAAUAGUUGAACGCCUCAAAGCUGGUGAAUCAAUGAAUAAUUUGGCACGAGAGUACAAAGUAACAAGACAGGCAAUUUGUAGAAUAAAACAUUCGGAAACAAAGCUCCUUCAAACGAAAGAGGUCCUGACAAGUUGUGGCGGAAAUUUGGAGAAAAAAAAAUACAAAGCUACAGAAGAUGGUCUUUUAGAUCGGAAAAUUUACGAGUGGUUCAAACAAAAACGUAGUAUGGGCUUUGCAGUUUCUGGUCCAAUGUUAAAAGAAAAAGCGUUACUUUUUAAUAAACGUCUUGGUGGUAAGGAGAAUUUUGCAGCUAAUGACGGUUGGCUUUCACGGUUUAAAAUAAGACACGGAAUUGGAGAAAAAACGAUCCCUGGUGAAAAAUUAACUCCGAAUGUCGAAACAAUUGAAGAAAAAAAUAAUCCGCACACUAAAAUCAUAUUGAUAAUGGACUACGCCACUUGUCAUCCACCAGCUGAAGAACUGAAUCAAAUGUGUUCUUCAUGUAGCAUAAUGUACUUGCCUCCAUAUGUUACCACGCUUAUCCAGCCUCUUAAUCAGAGAAUAAUUGAAAAAUUUAAAAGAUCAUUUCGAAGUAUGUUAUUACAACGAAUACUAGCCGAAGAUGGACUACAAGGUGGAGAAGAUCAUUUGAAAUCGCUUGAUUUAAUCAAUUGUUUUAACAUUUGUCUACUAGCGUGGAACUCAAUUUCGGAAAACGACAUAAAAAAUAGCUGGAAAAAUUUUAUUCCGCAAGAAACUCAAGAUAUUUUUAGAGUUCAAUUAAUUGAAGUAUCUGAAUUCCAAACUCUAUUACAUAAAAUCCCACAAUUUAAUGAUUUAUCUAUUGAUGAAAUAACUAACUGGCUGAAUGUAGAUGCUGAUGAUUUCGGCUGGCAAGCUUAUACCAAUGAAGACAUUCUAUUGGAAAGACAGCCUGACAAUCACGCGAUUGAUAUUGUUGAAGAGUUGGAUGACGAGGUUCAUUACAAAGAUCUACCGUCAUUGCCUACUAAUUCUAUUUUAGAUGAUGUCUGUCCGACCUUCAUUGAAGCGUUGGGCGGGUUUAAAUUAUUUUUUCGUUGGUUUGAAAAAAACGGAGAAAAUCCUGAGAAAUAUCAACAGUUGCUUCAGGAACUCCAUCAAGAUCUACUUAAAAAACUAGUCAACGAUAACUAA